CAUCUGCUUACUGAGAUUUAGCCACAGGACACCAGGGAGAAAAAGAGAGCAGCUGAAUAGUGAAAGGAUGUUUUCUCUGUUCUGGAGGAUCCUGCUGGAGCUCUUACUGGUUUGGUGGAUGUUUGAAGGGGUCAUCAGGUGUGUGUUUAGUAAGGAGCUGAAAUCGCCCAGCAGCAGGGUGAAGCCCAUGUCACCAUCGGAUUUUCUGGAUAAAUUAAUGGGAAAAACAUCUGGAUAUGAUGCUCGCAUCAGGCCUAACUUUAAAGGUCCUCCGGUAAAUGUUACUUGCAACAUUUUUAUCAACAGCUUUGGUUCCAUCACAGAGACCACCAUGGAUUAUCGGCUGAACAUUUUUCUACGACAGCAGUGGAAUGACCCACGGCUGGUUUAUAAAGAGUAUCCAGAUGAUUCCCUGGAUCUGGACCCAUCCAUGCUGGACUCCAUCUGGAAGCCAGACUUGUUCUUCGCCAAUGAGAAAGGCGCCAACUUUCACGAGGUCACCACGGACAACAAACUGCUGAGGAUUUUCCAGAAUGGAAACGUGCUGUAUAGCAUCAGACUCACUCUGAUUCUGUCGUGUCCUAUGGAUCUGAAGAAUUUUCCAAUGGACACACAGACCUGCACUAUGCAGUUAGAGAGCUUUGGCUACACUAUGAAUGAUCUGAUAUUUCAGUGGUUGGAUGAAGGCCCAGUGCAAGUGGCUGAUGACCUUGUGCUGCCCCAGUUUGUCCUGAAAGAGGAGAAAGAUCUGGGAUACUGUACAAAACACUACAACACUGGUCAAUUCACCUGUAUAGAGGUGAAAUUUCAUCUAGAGAGGCAGAUGGGUUACUACCUGAUCCAGAUGUACAUUCCCAGCCUCUUAACAGUUAUCUUGUCAUGGGUCUCCUUCUGGAUCAACAUGGAUGCCGCCCCGGCCCGUGUUGGCCUGGGCAUCACUACAGUUCUCACAAUGACAACACAGAGCUCUGGAUCCAGAGCAUCACUGCCUAAGGUGUCCUAUGUGAAGGCCAUUGACAUCUGGAUGGCAGUGUGCUUGCUGUUCGUCUUUGCUGCUUUGCUGGAGUACGCAGCAGUUAACUUUGUCUCUCGGCAACAUAAAGAAUUCUUCAGACUGAGGAGAAAACUGCGGGAAGAGCAACGCUAUAGAGCUGCAUCUGGUCAGGCUGGAGGAGCAGAGAUGAAGAACAAAAGCAACAAUGUCACAGAGAGUACGCCAAGCAGAAGCACACAACGCCACUGCAGUGCCUGUGCACGGGUAUAUGCACCCACAAAUUAA
This is a messenger RNA of Sinocyclocheilus anshuiensis, 1279 nucleotides long. Its product is annotated as glycine receptor subunit alpha-4-like. Gene Ontology annotation, biological process: monoatomic ion transmembrane transport. Gene Ontology annotation, cellular component: plasma membrane. The transcript has 9 exons. The coding region runs from base 68 to 1279 and encodes 403 amino acids. Gene Ontology annotation, molecular function: transmitter-gated monoatomic ion channel activity; transmembrane signaling receptor activity; glycine binding. The record is from RefSeq and is a predicted model, not a curated record. Lineage: Eukaryota; Metazoa; Chordata; Actinopteri; Cypriniformes; Cyprinidae.